CAAAUCCAAUCCUCAUCUCAUCAAUUUCUAAACCUCUUGCACCCUUUCCCCGCCAAACUUUGACUACACUAAUCCCUUCACACUCCUUCAUUCUCUUCACGUUUCCCUUUUCUCUUCCAACUCUCACCAUUGUAGGUUGAUCAAAUGCGCAUGUAAGAGCAGCACCAUGUGUUGAGUUUGGAGCAAGAACAUUUUUAUCAAUGGCAGAAUGUGUGGCUUCCGCAUUCUGUGUUAAGUUGAAUACACAGAGAAGGCCUGUUAGAGAGAGACCCUUCUUGGGUCAGACUACAAAUCUCAAGACUGUUCAAAGAAAGUAUUCCAGAAAUGGAUGUAAAUUUGUUCACUUCUCUACAAGGAAAACUUUUGAACUGAGUCUAUUUGGGGGCAUAGAUUUGAAUUUUACUCCUCGUCGUCAGCAACUUCCAAUAAAGUGCAUUGGUUUAGGGGCUUUGGUUGACUUUGAUGGUGCAACAUCCUCUGGUUUGGUUCCAGUUGUUGACCAGGUGCUUUUGAUGGGCAGUAUAUUUCUCACUUAUAUGGCUGGAGUAAUUCCUGUCGAGAAAUCUUUUGCUAGUUAUCAAAAGACUAAUUCUGAUAAAAAUGUGUUUGCUGAAAGCUCGGACAUUUCUGGUAGUUCAGUGAAGCAAAAUUAUGGAUUUGAGUCAAAAUAUGUUUUAAAUGUGGUGAGAGGAAAACUUUUAAAUUCUCUAAAUUCUUUAGAGCAAAAGGCUUAUUCUGGAGACAUCAUCCUUCAAUCUGCAAAGAGACCCUUGAGUUUAAGUGCUGUUGCCAGGGGUCCAAAGUUAAGGUUGAUCUGGGCUGCUUUUCAACAAGUUGAGGAAGAGGUUAAUAAUAUCUCAAGCAUUUCCAGAGCUGUUGGUGUAGAUGAUAUGUUUGGAUUGUUUUCUGAAAUUAUUCAGAGGUCCUGUCACUCUAUCUGUGCAGCAUGGCUGGAGAAGGAAUUUUUCCUUCUAAAGGGAAGUGAUGACAAGGAACUUGCUUCUAUGAUACUUGAAAAGGUGAGAGGAGAUAGCACUAUUGUACAGAGCAUUACAAGGUCUGGCAAGAAAGAUCUGUAUUCAGAAUUACUCUGGUAUCUUACUUUUGGUUCUCUCAGGGAGGAUUGCUAUUAUGAUUCGCGUAUAUUUGCUGUGCAUGGGAUUUCCAUUUUGGAAGAUUUAGUGAUAGCUCUAGCAGAUGGGGUUGCGAGCAUAUAUCUGGAGUUCAUUUCAGUUGAUAGUGAUGUGUCAAGUAAAACAAAUAGCUUGGAUAUGUCAUUAUGUGCUUUAUCCACCAGAGAACUCCAAAAGUUACGAAAUGAGGUGGCUUUGAACCAGUGGCUUUACCACAACAUGGACACAGUUGCGUCAAUGUAUGAGGAUCGCUUUGACUUGUGUAUUCUUGAGAGCCAACCCAUUGAUCUAACGGACAAUAUUCAGACUGAAAAGGAAAAUUGGUGGAAGAGGCUUACCCAGCAAAAUUCAAAAACAAUGUCACUUGAAUUACAUUGCAUUGAGAUUAGCCAUUUCUCAAUGCCUGUAAAGCGGACCAAGGAAUUAAGAGCCCUGACAGGAUGGCGGUAUUACUUCAGCCUUUUCCUUGAGUUGUCUGACAUCACCAUGCCCCUUGUUAGAGCAGUUAUCGAUAGAGUUAGCGAUGCUAUCUCAUUCUUUUUAGUUAGCUUGAUUGGGAGGUCCUUAGGACUCAUUUAUACAGGCAUUAGGCAGUCUCUCAGAUGGAAGUGAGAUAAGUGGUGCAGUUUUGUGUAGUGCAGUUAAUUUUUUCAUCAUUCUGUUUAUUUCUUUCUUUCUUUUUGUUUCAUAUAUGGUGGCAUUUAUAGAAGGAUUGUGGUUUAAAUUCCAUCAAAUUGAAAAUAUUGCAUUGCCCUCCAUUUUGAACAUGUGAGGUUUAACUGGUAUAUACAUCAGGAAAGCUUAUUCAUCUCGUGAUAAUGGCAAAUUUAGUUUUGAAGUUG
Messenger RNA from Cajanus cajan (pigeon pea), 1975 nucleotides. RefSeq names its product phosphoglycolate phosphatase. NCBI's taxonomy places the organism in Eukaryota, Viridiplantae, Streptophyta, Magnoliopsida, Fabales, Fabaceae. The record is from RefSeq and is a predicted model, not a curated record.